GGCUGGGGCGGCUGCGCGCACGGCGCCUCUCCACCAACCCGCUCCCCGCAGGUCUCUCGCUCGCUCCAUCCCUCGCCGGCGCCCGCUCGCUCCCCCCGCCCUUUGAUUGACAGGCAAGAUGUCGGUGUGGAGCGAGGCAGGAGCGAUUGCAGCAGCCGUCACCCCCGGAGCCCGGCGGCGGCAGCAGCAGCAGCAGCAGCAGCAGCGCGGGGAGGAGACAGCAGCCAGCCGCAGUAGCCGCCGCAGCCGCGGGAGCAGUGCAGACAGCAUCUUGAGAACGCGCUAAAGCACUCGGAACCGUGGACCAUGCCGUGUCACUGCAACUGGGAGGGGGGCAAACUCGCUUUUUUUUGACAUAAAAGCCAGCCAGCCAAAAAUAUAUAAUUUUGUCCUUCACGGAGCCGGUGUGUAAAGAGUGAGCGCUAUUUUCCUCCUCCUCCUCCUCCUCCUCCCUCCUCCUCCUCUUUCUCCUUCUCCUCCUCUUUUUCCUCCUCCUCCUCCCCAAGUGCACAGACAGCAUCACAUCACCUGGUUGUUUCUGAGAAAAGGCAUCUCUCCUUUUCAGGGACUAGAGACUCAGAGGAGACAUUCUAAUGGAGACUGCCUGAUACCCCCCCCCCAAUAAAAUAAUAAAUUUUGUCUCUUGUCCCCUCCUCCUACCCCCACCCCCUCAACCCUGUGUGAGAUGUUGGGUUUCUUCUUCAUGAGACAUUGUCGAGAAGUCGCAGUGGUUGGAGAGGCGUAGGGGGUAGACUGCCUCUGCCUCUACUCCCUCCCCCCUUUUUUCUCUCUGGGAGGAGGAGGAGGAGGGGAAGGGGUUUUGCAGAGCAAGCGAUGGAUGAGGAAAACAUGACGAAAAGCGAGGAGCAGCAACCUCUGAGUUUGCAAAAAGCCUUACAGCAGUGCGAGUUGGUACAAAACAUGAUAGACUUGAGCAUCUCCAACCUGGAAGGGCUUAGGACCAAAUGUGCUACCUCCAACGACCUCACACAAAAAGAAAUCCGGACCCUGGAGAGCAAGCUGGUGAAGUACUUCAGCCGGCAGCUGUCCUGUAAGAAGAAGGUGGCUCUGCAGGAGCGCAGCGCGGAGCUGGACGGCUUCCCCCGGCUCCGGCACUGGUUCCGGAUCGUGGACGUGCGCGAGGAAGUCCUGGAGGAAAUCUCCCCGGGUCAGCUGAGCCUGGAGGACCUCCUGGAGAUGACGGAGGAGCAGGUGUGUGAGACGGUGGAGAAGUAUGGAGCCAACCGGGAGGAGUGCGCCCGCCUCAACGCCUCGCUCUCCUGCCUCAGGAACGUGCACACGUCAGGAGGCAACCUUUCAAAGCAGGACUGGAUCAUCCAGUGGCCCACCCCAGAGACGGGCAAGGAGAACAAUCCCGUGUGCCCUCCGGAGCCCGCCCCGUGGAUCCGCACCCACCUCUCUCAGAGCCCCAGGGUCCAGUCCAAGUGUGUCCAGCACUUGUGUCACACCAGCCCCACGCCGGGGGCCCCCGUGUACACCCACGUGGACAGGCUCACCGUGGACGCCUACCCAGGCUUGUGCCCGCCGCCGCCCCUGGAAUCGGGCCACCGUUCCCUGCCCCCCUCACCCCGCCAGCGGCACGCAGUCCGCACCCCACCACGCACCCCGAAUAUCGUCACCACUGUGACCCCGCCAGGCACGCCGCCCAUGAGGAGGAAGAACAAGCUGAAGCCCCCGGGGACCCCGCCGCCCUCCUCCCGAAAGCUGAUCCACUUGAUCCCGGGGUUCACGGCGCUGCACAGGAGCAAAUCCCACGAGUUCCAGCUGGGUCACCGCGUGGACGAGGCGCACACGCCCAAGGCCAAGAAGAAGAGCAAACCUUUGAACCUCAAGAUCCACAGCAGCGUGGGCAGCUGUGAGAACAUCCCUUCCCAACAGCGCUCCCCACUGCUGUCCGAGCGCUCCCUGCGCUCCUUCUUCGUGGGACACGCGCCCUUUCUGCCGUCCACCCCUCCUGUCCACUCGGUCCACACCACGGAGGCCAACUUCUCUGCAAACACACUGUCAGUGCCGCGCUGGUCCCCGCAGAUCCCGCGCAGAGACCUCGGCAACUCCAUCAAGCACAGGUUUUCCACCAAGUACUGGAUGUCUCAGACAUGUACAGUCUGUGGGAAGGGAAUGCUUUUUGGCCUCAAGUGUAAAAACUGCAAGUUAAAGUGCCACAACAAAUGCACCAAAGAAGCCCCGCCCUGUCACCUCCUGAUCAUCCACCGGGGUGCAAGGUUGGUCCGGACAGAGUCGGUCCCGUGUGACAUCAACAACCCUGUCCGGAAGCCACCUCGGUAUUCGGACCUGCACAUCAGUCAGACUCUCCCCAAAACCAACAAAAUCAACAAGGACCACAUCCCUGUCCCUUACCAGCCAGACUCCAGCAGCAACCCCUCAUCCACGACGUCGUCCACGCCGUCCUCACCAGCACCCCCGCUCCCUCCCAGCGCCACGCCGCCUUCUCCCCUGCACCCUUCCCCGCAGUGCACGAGGCAGCAGAAGAACUUCAACCUGCCAGCUUCUCACUACUACAAGUACAAGCAGCAGUUCAUCUUCCCAGAUGUAGUGCCGGUGCCAGAGACGCCAACCCGGGCGCCCCAGGUCAUCCUGCAUCCGGUGACUUCGAAUCCAAUCUUGGAAGGAAAUCCAUUACUUCAAAUUGAAGUGGAGCCAACCUCGGAGAACGAAGAGGGCCGUGACGAAGCCGAGGAGUCGGAAGAUGACUUCGAGGAGAUGAACCUGUCCCUCCUCUCGGCCCGGAGCUUCCCGCGCAAGGCCAGCCAGACCAGCAUGUUCCUGCAGGAGUGGGACAUCCCCUUCGAGCAGCUGGAGAUCGGUGAGCUCAUCGGGAAGGGCCGCUUCGGGCAGGUCUACCACGGCCGCUGGCACGGCGAGGUGGCCAUCCGGCUGAUCGACAUCGAGAGGGACAACGAGGACCAGCUCAAGGCCUUCAAGCGGGAGGUGAUGGCCUACAGGCAGACGCGCCACGAGAACGUGGUCCUUUUCAUGGGCGCCUGCAUGAGCCCGCCGCACCUGGCCAUCAUCACCAGUCUCUGCAAGGGACGGACACUCUAUUCGGUGGUGAGGGAUGCCAAGAUCAUCCUGGAUGUCAACAAAACCAGACAGAUCGCUCAGGAAAUUGUGAAGGGCAUGGGUUACCUCCACGCCAAGGGGAUCCUUCACAAGGACCUCAAAUCCAAGAACGUUUUCUACGACAACGGCAAAGUGGUCAUCACGGACUUUGGGCUCUUCAGCAUUUCCGGGGUGCUGCAGGCUGGCAGGCGAGAAGACAAACUGCGCAUCCAGAACGGCUGGCUGUGCCACCUGGCACCGGAGAUCAUCCGCCAGCUGUCCCCCGACACAGAGGAGGACAAGCUCCCCUUCUCCAAGCACUCGGACGUCUUUGCACUCGGCACGAUCUGGUACGAACUCCAUGCCAGGGAGUGGCCUUUCAAGACCCAACCAGCCGAGGCAAUAAUAUGGCAGAUGGGCACAGGCAUGAAGCCCAGCCUCAGCCAGAUUGGCAUGGGAAAAGAAAUCUCGGACAUUCUUCUUUUCUGCUGGGCCUUCGAGCAGGAGGAAAGGCCCACCUUCACCAAGCUCAUGGACAUGCUGGAGAAGCUGCCAAAGCGCAAUCGCCGCCUGUCUCAUCCCGGACAUUUCUGGAAGUCUGCAGAGCUGUGACCCUGGGACAAUGGGACCACGCUGGGCUGCCUCAGCUCCUGAGCCACCUCUCCCUCCCUGCUCCGCCCCUGCCAGCUCGGGAGGCCAGAAGCUCACCACCAGAGGGUCCCCACCGUCCGGCUUCGGAGCGCCGCACGACUGCACCGUGGCCGCCCUGCACCCCAGACGUGCGCCCCUCUGCUCGGGCAGGGGCGGGGACCCCCGAGUCAGGACCCACCUGAUCAGCCGGGGUGACGGGAUUGAUGAGUGGGGCCCAGGGGACAGUGUGGCGAGGACAACUCCAGGCUGAAGGUGGAGACCCUGGGCUGCGGGGGGCCGGCAGGAGACCCCGCCCGCCAGGCAGGACGUUGACUGGUCAGUGCCGCGCGUGCGCACACGAGGCCCGCUCUGCUGGCCCCACGAGAGCAGCCCGACUGCUCCGCCUGGAGCCCCGCUGCUUUGGGGAAGAGCAGCCCCAGCUGGGUCAAGGCCACUGUGCAGGGCCAGGGUGGGGCAGGGCAGGGGUGGCCAAGCCCAUUCCCUUGGAAACAUCUAGUUCAGAGGCCCCAACCCAAGCCUGGCACGGUGCAUGGCACCUCUGGACGCAGCUGCCACGUGUGCCGCGACAGUCCUGCGUGUCUUUCGAGCCCCGUCCUGCCUUUGUCCCCUGCCCUGGGAGAGGGUCAUCCUAUCUCAUCUCACUGGCCAUUUGGAAGGCACAGUGACUCCCUGGAUUAUGUGUGUGUGGGGGUGUCCUUAGGGCUCAUGACACCCCCUGAAGUCUAGGCCCCAAGAACUAGGAUGGGGGGUGUUCUAGCACAUUCCUCUCCCUUACUCUUGGGCAGCUGGCCCACCCACAGUGAUGGUCUCUGGGGCGCGUGUGGGGUGGGUUUCGGGGUGUCCUGUCUGGGAGGAGCUUCUCCGGCUGUUCCACCCCUUAAUACGUCUCCUUGGGGCAGCGGGGAGGGAGCCCUUUUAUAAAAAUCCUUCCCUUCCACUCCAGCCUGGGCAGUCCCUGAGUGGCCUCCUGUUAGGAGCCAGGGUCCCUUGCCUAUUUGUGCUCACUCAACGUCCCCUCUUGCCAUCCCUCCCCUUGCUCAAGGCCUGGACUUCCCCCAGAGCAAGGGAGAGGAGAGCCUCUGGGUAAUGUCCCCAAAGCCCCGACCCCAUGGAUCUGACCUGGCACUAAAGGGAAAUCUGUCUCCACAAAGAGCAGCAGCAGAGGUAGCAGAGCAGCUGCAGGGCGCCCAGGGCCGGCCCACGGUCCCUCUGGACCCCCUGGCCACUGCCCAGCUUGGUGAUCUCACAGCUCCUCCCGCAUCCACACAUCGCCCUCCCAGGGAGGGAGACCCAGACUUCAAAACCUGAUCUGAGCUAACAUCCAGAAUCCAGCCACAUGCACGGGGACCUUGCCCACCUGGGUGGCCCCAGACCGCUGCACGCUCCAGGGCAAGUCGGCUCCGGGAAGAACAGGGCGACCUUGUGCUUCCCCAGAACUGGGCCCAGGGGGGUCCCCUGCGCUCCCCAAGGGCCUCCUUGCCUUGCCUUGCCACAUCCCCACCUGCCUGGGACCAGGAGACUCAAAACCCCACCCGGGGCCAUUCCUAAGUGGACAUUCCUGUUCUGGGGACAUCCGUCCUGGUGGCUCUUGGCCUGGUGAUUGCUUGUCUUGGGGGCAUUUCACACGCACUUGCAAGACACCCAGAGCUCUUGUCUGAAGAUGCCCCCCUUCCAACAGUCCCCUCUGUGGAGCCCCCGAGUCCCUGGCCUGGGUGGACCACCCAGGCUGUGCCCAGCGACCUACCGAGUGCCUGCCAUCCAGCCCCUGCCUCUCCUCAAUCCCCACCCGGACUUGUCAGUGCACAGACUCCAGAUUUCCCCUGCACUUUGUGCCCAAAGAGGAAACGAGGAAGGAAGGAGGCAGCCGGGGUCCAGAGCCCCCAAAGUUGAAAUGCCCCCCAGAGCUGCCCCCUGCUGCCCCGGACUCUCCUGCUUCCAGAAUUAACCAAAAUAGCCGACCACCACCCUUGUCAAGGCCCAGCGGGGUCUCCCAAGGGUGACUCUCCAUGUGACCCUGAGCCCCUGUUGGGAGUUAGGACAGGACCUGGGAGAUCCAGGGAGAAGGCCCAGCCCUCCACCCACCCCCCUGCCCCUCUGGGGCUUCUUAGCCUCGGGGAUUAGAGCUCCUUGGGUCUGUUCCUUGGUCCCACGUCACCUCUUCUUGACUUCUCACUCUUUCCUCCUCCGUCCCCACCUGCCGAGAUCUCCGCUGCAGUCAGAACUGAACGCUGGCUCCAGGCUUCCAGCGUUCCCUGACCCCCACCCCAGCCCCAGCCCUUACUUGUUUAAAUCCGGGGAGAAUCGGGCCCCUCCUUUCCCACGGCCCCGGUCUGUUUGCUGAGGGACACCUGGGGGGAGAACAUGGUCAUUCGUCCUUUGAGGGUGGAAGAGGAGAGAGACUUUGUACUUGCCCGUUUUAGCGGCUAGCCUGUCCUGCGUCUGGUUCUAUAGGACCCACCCCGUGAAGGGGAGCCUCUGUGUGUGUGUGUAUGUGUGUGUGCGCGCCUCUCCCUGCAGGUGACACGAGUCACCAGCUCAACAGCAAGUUGCUUCCGUCUGUGCCUCACAUUCAGCAAACCCCUCUCUGUUCAGGCUUCCCGUGUGGACCACUCUGCAGGGGGAAGGUCCCCCCGGGGGCCUGGACCUUCAGAGAGACACUGCUGGGCUUCUGUUGAAGGGCACGCAGUGGCCUGCUAACUCCCACCCACUCCUCACACGACAAAUGAUCCUCUUGAUCUCCUGUAGGGACAUCCCCCAGUGGCCCCAUCCCCAGAGCCAAACCAGAAACUAAAUUGCCACUUAGGUCUCCCUGGUCCUGGUUUUCCCUAUUAGGGGUCAAAGAAAAGAAUUCCAUGUCGCCAUGUCCCCCUCCUGUCCUCCACGUCCACCUGGGCUCAGCCUAUGGACGCCCUUUCUUUACCUAUGUGGGUAACAGGACUCUGUGUCCAGGGAGCCUGCAUCUCCUCUCUCCCUGUGCUACCCCGUGUCCCCACAUCGUGCCCCCCAAACACAAGCACAGAAACCCAGACGCCCCCAACCUUCCAUAACCCUCCUCCCACCUGUCGCUGAUCCUCCAAGACACUCUGAUCUCUGGGCCCUCGCUAUCUUGAGACAUCUAGAGCUGAGGUGACAAGCUUCGGCCUGAGGACCAAA
Marmota monax (woodchuck) is the source of this 6885-nucleotide messenger RNA. RefSeq names its product kinase suppressor of ras 2 (gene Ksr2). Bases 835 to 3693 code for a protein of 952 amino acids. Gene Ontology annotation, molecular function: protein kinase activity; ATP binding. Lineage: Eukaryota; Metazoa; Chordata; Mammalia; Rodentia; Sciuridae. Gene Ontology annotation, biological process: protein phosphorylation. The transcript is spliced from 20 exons. The record is from RefSeq and is a predicted model, not a curated record.